Molecule: messenger RNA, 2834 nt
Organism: Thalassophryne amazonica
Lineage: Eukaryota; Metazoa; Chordata; Actinopteri; Batrachoidiformes; Batrachoididae
Product: ras and Rab interactor 2
Exons: 12
Coding region: 79-2448 (789 amino acids)
Biological process (GO): vesicle-mediated transport
Cellular component (GO): cytosol; endocytic vesicle
Molecular function (GO): small GTPase binding; guanyl-nucleotide exchange factor activity
Source: RefSeq, a predicted model, not a curated record
GCUCCUUCAACUCUGACCGACGGCUUCAUCAGACGGCAGCACGCGCGCGCCGCACCUGUUCCCGCCUUCAGACGGAAGAUGCAGGACCUAGCCGGUCCCCAUCGAGGCUCCCAAAGAGUCUUCAGCAUCCUGGAUCGUCUUCUUCUCACACAUCCUGUUUGGUUGCAACUGUCACUCAACCAGGACUCUGCGCUCUACAUCCUGCUGAGGGAGCCUGUUGGGACCUUUCUGGUGCGUAAAUGCGGCUCCACCCAGAGGAAGGUGUUGUGUUUGAGAGUCGCAGCGGCUAGAAGUGCUUCCUCCAUCAAAGAGUGUUUCAUCUGUGAGGAAGACUCCACAUUCGCCUUGGAGAGCUCCGCCAUCUGCUUCCCGGACUUAUGCAGACUGGUGGCCUUCUACUGCAUCAGCAGAGAUGUGUUGCCCUUCACACUGCAACUGCCAGAGGCAAUUGCCAAAGCCACGACACACAGACAGCUGGAGGCAAUUUCACAUAUGGGGCAAGAAUUCUGGAGCUUGCCAAGUUCUUCGGAGAACCAGAAUGGCCCACUGGACCAGUUUGCAUCAAGCAGCAGUGGCCAGAACCAGAUGGCUGCAGAGGGUCUGUGCAGCCUGAAGGCUGAAAGCAGCCAAAGCAAAGUCUGCUUCAUCAACCUGCUGUUUCUGCAGCUGGAAGUCAGCAAGCAGUCACAGUUAACAAACCACAGCGCCUCAAAUAAAAGGCAUCGCUUCAAACGCAGCAUGUGCCUCAGGCUCUCAGAGUCCUCCAUAAAUCUGUCUCUGGAGGGGGUCGGCUCAUACUCGCCCACACCCUCAGUGGAACAGCCUGGUGGGUCAGAGAGGCCAGAGAAGGUGAGCACAAACCCACAGAGGAGAGUUCACAGCGGGGCAGGCGUGCUGAGGAGAACCCCCGCCGUGUCGCCAGGCUCUGCAGAGGAAGAGGACAUGAUGCCUGUCAGCGUGUCACAAGUCGAUCCAUCUGCCAAGGUCAAGCUUGAAGACCCCCAGCAGGGAGUCCGGGUCCAGGGACCAGGCAAUGAGGCAGCGCUGCUGGCCCUGGACCGCCGCGUGGUCCCGUCUUUGGCCGAACUCGACAGCAACAGCUCCUUCAGCAGCAUGGAUGACGAGAACGACUCAGAUUCUGACCCAGAAAGCCUGACCCAAAUCCGAACGCAGCGCCCGCCCCUUAUGCGUUCACGAGGCCGCGGUGGGCUGCACCGUAUGAGUGAGGCGUUUGUGUGUUUCUUUGCCCCGGACAAGAGGCUCACGCGGUUGGUGGAGGAGCUGUCCAGGGAUCGGCGCUCCAUUUUUGGGGGAAUGGUUCAGGAUUUCCUCCUGAUGCAAAGAGAAGUCUUCAAAUCCCUGGCAGCGUCGUCACAGUCUUCCUCCUCACGUGUCACCUCCGUGCACCUCCUGCAGGGUCUGCGUGUCUUCCUGUCCCAGGCAAAGAGCUGUCUGCUGGACAGCGGAGAACUGGAACCUCCGGUGGAGACGCUGGUGCCAGAGAACGAGACAGACCUGGCGCUGGAGCGAGCCAUGUUCUCCUGUGUACUCAGGCCUUUGAGGGCCCAGCUGGAGAAAGCUUUGGCUGCUUUGCAUAACCAGGACGGCUCCACCCAGCGCCUCGGCCAGAAGCUGCUCCAGCUGAAAGGGGAGGGAGCCAUGGAGCGGCUGGGCAUGCGGACGGGCGUUCCGGAUAGCCGUGGGGUGGAGCGGGUCAGGCAGAAAAUGGUGAUGAUGCAGAGGACGCACUCGCCCAUCGAUAAGGUCCUGCUGCUGCUGCAGAUGUGCAAGUGUGUCCACAAGGCCAUGGGCUCGAUGCACGGACAGGAAGUGAGCUGGGAAGACUUCCUGCCUUCGCUGUCUUACGUGAUUGUGGAAUGUAACAGGCCGCACAUCCUGAUCGAGGUGGAGUACAUGAUGGAGCUGUUGGAGCCUUCUUGGCUGGGUGGAGAAGGUGGUUACUACUUGACCAGUGUGUACACCAGCCUGUGUCUGAUCCAGAGCCUGGACAAGGAGCAUCCUUUUCCAGGCUGCAUGGUACCAGAGGCCCAGGAAGCCCUGAAGGAGUGGAGCUGCAGAAGGAGCCAAGAGGCCCAGAGACAAAAAGAGAACCAGCAGAGCCAGAGGUGCGUUCGGAUACUCUUCCAGGAAGGGGAGCGGAGCGCCGUGCGGACGUUGCAGUGGAGGGCCGGUGAGACGAGCCAGGCUCUGGCGCAGCUGUGUGCCGCCACCUUCGGCGUGUCUGACCCACAACAGUACACUCUGUACUGGCGCAGUGGCGGCGAGAUGAGGGCCCUGCCGCCGCAGGCCCAGCCCCGGGACCUGGCUAGCCACAGUGAGGGAGGUCCCUCGCUGUCCUACUUGAGGACCGACCACGACUUCAGCAAGAUGAGGCGGCUCACCAGAGGUGGCGCUGUGGACCUGAGCGAGUCUGUGUGUGAGGAGUGAGUGGGUGGGCAGGAGAUGGGGGGGCGGGGGGGGGGGGGGGGGGAUGGUGGACGGGUCUGACUCUCGUUCUCUCCGGUGCUGUGUUGUUGGGACAUGAUGAGAAAAACUGAAACCUUUCUCCAAACUGGGAGCAGACCUGAAACUUUAAACCACAAACGAACCCCCGAACGGACCAACCGGACAGGCCCAACAUCGGGGCUGUUGCCAAAUGUAGUACUGUGUACCACAGUGCUGGCUGUUGGUGUAAAACGGAAAAGGUUUAAUCUGUGAAAUCAUGUAAGAAAAGGAUGUGGUUGUAAUUUGAAACAAGGAGCCGGAGUUGUACGCUGAAGACGUUACAUCAUUAAAAGCUGAGGAGGCUCCGAUCCAAAGAUUCUGUUGCCUGG